Messenger RNA from Zygotorulaspora mrakii, 912 nucleotides. Its product is annotated as SEC14 family lipid-binding protein. Lineage: Eukaryota; Fungi; Ascomycota; Saccharomycetes; Saccharomycetales; Saccharomycetaceae. The record is from RefSeq and is a predicted model, not a curated record. The transcript is spliced from 2 exons. Bases 1 to 912 code for a protein of 303 amino acids.
AUGGUUACCCAAGAAGAAAGGAAGCUUUUAGAGUCAUACCCUCAGGUUUGCGCACCGGGUUCCUGUUCAGGAUGCCCAGGUAACACUGAUGAGGCCCAAGAGAAUGCACUUUCACAACUCAGAGAGGAGUUGACGUCAGAGGGUUACGAAGAGCGUCUUGAUGACUCUACGCUUUUGCGUUUCCUGAGAGCGAGAAAGUUUGACGUUGCUUUGGCUAAAGAAAUGUUUACGGCGUGCGAGAAAUGGAGAAAAGAAUAUGAUACUGAUACUAUUUUGACAGACUUCAAAUAUGAGGAAAAGCCAUUAGUCGCUAAAUUCUAUCCACAAUACUAUCACAAGACAGAUAUCGAGGGACGUCCAGUCUACAUCGAAGAGUUGGGCUCUGUGAACCUAACAGAAAUGUACAAGAUUACGACGCAAGAGCGUAUGUUGAAAAAUCUGGUUUGGGAAUACGAAUCAUUUGUUAAAUAUAGAUUGCCUGCAUGCUCCAGAUAUUGUGGGAAUCUUGUCGAGACUUCGUGUACGAUUAUGGAUUUGAAAGGUAUUUCUAUUUCGAGCGCAUAUCAAGUCCUAUCCUACGUGAGAGAGGCAUCCUACAUUGGACAAAACUAUUAUCCGGAGCGCAUGGGUAAGUUCUAUUUGAUCAAUGCACCAUUUGGAUUUUCCACUGCUUUUAGAUUGUUCAAGCCGUUCUUGGACCCCGUCACAGUUUCAAAGAUUUUCAUUCACGGUUCAUCUUAUAAAAAGGAUCUAUUGAAACAAAUUCCGGAAGAAAAUUUGCCUGCAAAAUUCGGUGGUAAAUCAGAAGUUAGCGAAGCGGACGGUGGUCUGUACCUAUCCGAUAUUGGUCCAUGGAGAGAUCCAAAAUUCAUAGGUCCUGAGGGAGAAGCUCCACAGGUUUAUCAUGUAUAA